Salmo salar (Atlantic salmon) is the source of this 729-nucleotide messenger RNA. RefSeq names its product vitamin K epoxide reductase complex, subunit 1 (gene vkorc1). The record is from RefSeq and is a predicted model, not a curated record. NCBI's taxonomy places the organism in Eukaryota, Metazoa, Chordata, Actinopteri, Salmoniformes, Salmonidae. Gene Ontology annotation, molecular function: vitamin-K-epoxide reductase (warfarin-sensitive) activity. Gene Ontology annotation, biological process: vitamin K metabolic process; peptidyl-glutamic acid carboxylation; blood coagulation.
CCGCUGAUUCCGAAAAUGUUGCUCACACUGUCGUUCACGACACACACCGACUCUCUGACUGCCGACCAGCCGGGAUUGUCCAUAGUAGUCUAUAAUAACUUAAUUGAAAGGCAAUAGAACAUGGCAUCGAAUAGUUGCAGUGGAGUUCCCAAAUGGGAGAGAAAAACACGUUUGUUUCUUUGUAUCUUCGGUUUGUUUUUGUCAUUCUAUGCUCUGCACGUUGAGAUUUCGCGAGAGAGGGACCCUGAGUAUCGGGCGAUGUGCGACCUGGGAGAUUCUGUGAGCUGCUCUAAAGUUUUCACCUCAAGAUGGGGACGUGGUUUUGGGCUUGUACAGUUCUUCUUUGCUAAAGACAGUGUACUGAAUCAACCCAACAGUCUGUUGGGGAUCAUUUUCUACACAUUGCAACUGGCUCUGGGUCAGUCUGUGUCCAGUAGGGCAGCGUUCCUCCUGGUCUUGGCCUCCUGGGUGUCCAUGGCUGGAUCGCUGUACCUAGCCGGAGUACUUGCCUUCAUUCUGGGAGAUUUCUGCGUGGUCUGCGUCUCAACCUAUGUGGUUAACUUUUUGCUGCUCUUCACCAAUCUGAAGAGGAGGACGGGACUAGAAGCAGUCAAGAAAAAGACUGGCUGAGAGACUAUCUUUGUGUGCAUCUCAAUAGUCUAAGUAGUUUUUUCCCCCUUGCCUUCCAUCCUACUGCACUGAUAAUAUACAGCGCAUUUGGAAAGUAUU